Messenger RNA from Penicillium maclennaniae, 1593 nucleotides. RefSeq lists its product as uncharacterized. The record is from RefSeq and is a predicted model, not a curated record. The coding region runs from base 1 to 1593 and encodes 530 amino acids. NCBI's taxonomy places the organism in Eukaryota, Fungi, Ascomycota, Eurotiomycetes, Eurotiales, Aspergillaceae. Gene Ontology annotation, biological process: retrograde transport, endosome to Golgi. Gene Ontology annotation, cellular component: Golgi apparatus; membrane. The transcript is spliced from 7 exons.
AUGAAGAGCUGGCUCCGGACGAUAGGCCUCACGGCUCUGCUAGCCGGCCAUGUGCUUGCUAACGAAGUUGAAUUAAAAUCCGAUGAAGCGCACCGUCAGCGAUGUUCAGGGAUGUACAGCCGCAAAGCAUGGGGAGGGAGUGUCGACCCCUUUAUCCUGGUCAAGUUUACCAAAUCGAACGUACCAGAGGGCGACCCUCUUGCCAGCUUGGUUAUCUUUGAAUGGAAUGAUGAGGAUUUGAUUGGCGAAUACCGGAAUGAUGGCGAUGAGAUCAAGGAAACUAUCUGCGAUGCAACCAAUGUUGAUGCAAAGCUUUGUACGGAAGACCAGAUUGGCUCUUUCCUCCUUACGAAGAACGCGACCGACGUCUCCAAGAACGCCAUCCUCUCCACCGCUGUCCACCUCAACGACCCGAGUGCCGUUAAGUAUUCCGUUCGAAAGACCGGUUUCUACUGUGUUAGCACCUACGCAUACUCUGGGGAAGAUUAUGGCGCAGUGGUGACUUUCCGCAACUCGUACGGCGAGCUUCCCGCCGCUCAGAUUGCGAAGCUGCCGUUCUACGGAGGUCUGACCAUUGUUUACGCUGUCAUUGGAUGUUUCUGGGGAUUCCUUUACUUCCAAAACCGCUUUGACAUCCUGCCUGUCCAAAACUAUAUCACCGCCAUUGUUGUUUUCCUGGUCAUCGAGCAGCUGAUGACAUGGGGAUUCUAUGAUUAUCAAAACCGUCAUGGAUUGAAUGGCAUGGGCAAGGCAUUAAUGGUCAUUGUCGCAAUUCUCAAUGCAGGCCGCAAUGCUUUUUCCUUUUUCCUUCUGCUCAUUGUGUGCAUGGGCUAUGGUGUUGUCAAGCCCUCCCUGGGCCGGACGAUGGUCUACGUCCGCAUCCUGGCCAUUGCACACUUCAUUUUUGCAGUCGUCUACUCCAUUGCCAGUCUGUCGAUCACCCCGGACAGCGCCGGUCCCUUAGUGCUCUUGAUUGUACUCCCUCUGGCUGGAACCCUGACGGCGUUCUACGUGUGGACCUUGAACUCGCUCAACGCUACCAUGAAGGAUCUGAUCGAUCGCAAGCAGAAGACCAAGGCGCUCAUGUACAAGAAGCUCUGGUGGUGCAUUCUUGGUAGCAUCAUCGUCAUCUUUGGCUUCUUCUUUAUCAACUCCUUCGCCUUCGCUGGCCGCAGUGACGCCAGCUUUGUGCCUGAGCACUGGAAGGCGCGGUGGUUCGUGCUUGACGGCUGGCUGAACUUGGUUUACAUGUUUGAUAUUGUCUUUGUGGCUUAUCUGUGGCGCCCGACCGCGAACAACCGACGCUUCGCUAUGAGUGAUGAGCUUGCUCAAGAUGACGACGGCUUUGAGAUCCGCUCCUUCGGCAGCGGUCUGGAUGAGGAAGAUCCUUUGGAGGCUCCCCCGGAGUACCCUGGUAGCUCGAACCGCCGCGAUCUGUCGCCCGUUCCUCCUAAGCCUGUGAACUCAGGACAGCGAGAGCGCACGUCUUUGGACGAGGAGACUAUUUUCGCCGUGGGCGAGGAUGGAGACAAGUGGUCCGAUGACGAUGAAUCCCCUCGCAACUCUAGCGAGAGACAAAGACUUACCCACUGA